GCUAUCAAAGUGGUUACUCCGUUCUGUAAGUUGAUUCCUGGUGAAACCCGUGUUCAAGCAAUCAACUUUGAGUUGAAACGCCGAGGUCCCCGACUGUCCCAUUACUAUAAUGCGGAUGCUAUUAUUCUUGACAAGGUGUUUGAUCAGGAGCUUGUGAUCUUGGAGAUGACAGGACCAUAUGGCUUGAAAGACAUUACGGGUGAAACAACUGAUCACGUAAAUGCUGCAUAUGGAUUAUUGGCUAUGUUGCACAAAAUAGCCUUCUGUUAUGAAUACGCUAAUGUCGAUCUCUUCAAAAAGCUGAAAGUCUACUUUAUCCAUGCUGCUUACAAAAGGAUCCGUUUCUGGUAUUUUGGUUUGGUGAGUGAACAGCUGUACGUUUUAGAUCGAGUUGGAAGUGCUUUGUUACCGAUACAGCAUGUUGGUUCAAAGAAAGAAUUUAUGGACGUAACCAACAUGAUGUGGGAGCUUAAGUCCAGUAUUGACUUCUCCCACGGACUAUUGCAGGAGAUCAAAAGGUCUCAGGAAAAAAACAAGCAGAUAAUUGAGAAACGUCUCGAAGGUUAUGAAAAGAUAAUCAAAUUAGAGUAUCUGUUAGCGGGGAGUGCUGAAGUGAAGCUGUCUUCACGUGUUUCCGAAGCAGAAGACAUAUAUGUUUUCAGUUCUCCCCUUGGCCCUCAAUCUCCUGUCGAUACUAUAUUUUCCCGAAUUCCGUCCACUUUUGUGCCUUCAUCGAGUCGCCUUAGAUAG
Messenger RNA from Mycotypha africana, 750 nucleotides. RefSeq lists its product as uncharacterized. The record is from RefSeq and is a predicted model, not a curated record. The transcript has 2 exons. The annotation marks the transcript as partial. NCBI's taxonomy places the organism in Eukaryota, Fungi, Mucoromycota, Mucoromycetes, Mucorales, Mycotyphaceae.